CAAGCAGAAGUUGUUACAACCGAAAUGGUUAAUCCUGCGUACAAUGACAGCUUGCCACAAAGUGCAACCGAAGAAGGAAACACUUGUGAACAUGCCUCCGCUUGUAAUAAAGAAGCGGAUAUUCCUGGUUACGAUGGACCUGAGGGACAAUUGCGGGGCAACCAGCUUGCAGUGGUGACGAAGGGCAUGGAAAACCCUGCAUACGGGAUAGCGCCACAAGGAAAAGCAAAUCAAGAUUCACCAGGUACAAGUGAGCCUGAGGUGGAAAAUCACUUUGAAGACAUUGACUCUCUGAAAACAAAUGUGCAAGAUGGAAAUGUCAGCAACAUCUCAACAAGAGGUAGGAUGAAUCAAAAUCAAAGCUCAGUCGACGACGUUCAACAAGGACCAGCAGGAGGAGGUGCCAUACACGACAGUUCCUGGAUUAGAAGGAUGUUCCCAACUACCCUUUCUCGACUUAUCUGUGUCGUGGCCAUCGCUGCUGUUGUUAUGUGUGUGUUGGCAUCGACAGUGAUCAUCAUUAAGUCGACGACCAUCUCCAAAAACCAGAAACGGGUCCUCACUACGGAAUCUCCACAACCUUCGACGCUGCAACACAAGAUGACGGCCUCUGCAAACCAGACUGCAGCCACGGUGAUUCUGACGGAGUCUCCCAGUACCCUGCCAACAGAAAGGAGCCGUUUCUGCUUUCCAGGAAACUACAGUGACUGUGCCGAGCUCUACGAAGGCGGAUGUAAAACAAGCGGUGUUUACCGCAUCAUGCUCCAGAACAUCACAACUGUGGAUGUCUACUGUGACAUGGAUACUGACGGAGGAGGCUGGACUGUAAUCCAGCGCCGGCUUGAUGGAUCGGUUCGGUUUGACCGUACCUGGGAGGACUACAAACGUGGUUUCGGGAACAAGACCGGUGAAUACUGGCUGGGCAAUGACUACCUCCACCUACUGACCAACCAGAAGAACUACAGUCUCCGGGUCGACUGGACAAAUAAAGGAAAAUAUUACAAAAGUGUGUGCAGCCGCACUCACUUUAAGGUUUCCGAUGAAAAGAAUAAUUACAGACUGGAUACAGGUCCGCCUGCAGGUUUCAAAGUUCAUCCUUGUGAUCACAUGCUUACAUCUUAUUCUGCAUCUGGGUAUGCCUUCUCUACCGUGGACAGGGACAACGAUGUCAUAAAGGACUUUAGCUGUGCUAAGUGCUAUGGAGGUGGCUGGUGGUAUAAGAAUUGUGGUCCAGAUUUGUUCACCCAACAGUGGGCCCAUUGCAAUAAGAAGUUAAUUGUACAGCAGAAUUCCAUGAUGCUGAAGCCAGACCUGUCUACCUGAUAAGACGGAACAUUUGAGUUCUGUUAUGGGUGGUGGUGUCAUUUCUUUCUCAAAGGCCACAUUGGUUGAAUCAGAUGGAUGGCAUCUUCUGGGAGAAAGUCGCCAAGAAAAGUUGUCUUCAUUAUGAAAUUAGUGAAAGCUUGACAAAUGGCUGAAUGCAUAGCGUACUGUAGACUCCUUCUUGUUCUUUCACUGUUUUUCUUUACUUUAGAAUUCACUUUUGCAUUCUAGUAUCAGGUAUUGUUUUUGUGUUCUACGGCAUAUAUUUCCAUUUUGUGUAUCUUAUUUGUAAAAUCUGCAGCAUGGUUAAAAUAUUUUUGGAAACGCACGAGAUUUGAUUCGCUCGUUUACGUUAUCCAUAAUAUCUGAUCAAUAUGGCCAUAUUGUAGAAUAAAUGUUGAUAGUUUCUUUUGGACAGACUACAUAUACAGUGAUAUCAAAUUGUAAAUCUGUGUUAUCACGUGCACAAUAAAAGAAAGUCAAUAUCUUAUGAUCAUUGUAACCAUUGUUAAUAUAUCCUGUAUUAGAAUGUCAUUAUUACGAUUUGAUCAUUUCAAAAUCUUUCCAUUCGGUAUUUCCAAGUACAUAUAUUUGGUAAAAUCAAGCAAAUUUCUUUUAUUAUUAAUAGGAUUUAGUAAUAUGUAUAAUAUCGUAUGUCUGUAUAGCAAAUAAGAUUUUUUUCUAUCCAUGAAGUUGUUCAGAAGUAUAGCAUUACAAAAUCGGGCCCUUCGAAGCU
This is a messenger RNA of Branchiostoma floridae (Florida lancelet), 2059 nucleotides long. Its product is annotated as angiopoietin-2-like. Lineage: Eukaryota; Metazoa; Chordata; Leptocardii; Amphioxiformes; Branchiostomatidae. The coding region runs from base 25 to 1323 and encodes 432 amino acids. The record is from RefSeq and is a predicted model, not a curated record. The transcript has 8 exons.